AUGUCGAAGCAGCAGGCACUCAAACCGCAAUAUUUUGUUACCCGCCAAAAUGGUGCCAUGGUCCCUCUCAUUGCCAUGGAUGAGCUGCCGAUCCAUGUCCAGAUCCGCGGGGUCUCACGUAUCCUGGAUCCAUACGAUAUCGGCGGAAUGAUCUGUGCGGGCGUAUCCGAAUCUCGACAUCAAUAUUACGUCGUCGAAGCACUCAACAACACCAAACCUUUGGUCCUCGAGAGAGGCAAUGUAUCCGCAACUACCGGACAAAAGAUGACAGAGCCUGUGAAGACGGUCGCUCCAGUGGCAAGCACACAAAUGUUACCACCACCAAAGCCUGUUACACUAUCCUCGACCGCGCCACCAAAAGCAUUUGGGAUCGAGGAACGGCAACCGAGCGAUGCCACAAGCAGUUCAUGCACGGUAUCUAGUGUGUCGGGCGAUGGAGAAAGCAAAAUUGCGGAACGCGGCAACAACCAUAACGCUUCUCCCAAUGCCGAUACUUCCACUGCUAAAGAGACACAACAACGCCAGGACCAAGGCGACAUUGGUCAAACAAAGACUCCAGUCGGCAGCAAGGAAUACUGUUCCUUCUGGAUCCGUCGUGGUGAAUGUGACUAUGCUCAACAAGGCUGUGUAUACAAGCAUGAGAUGCCUCUCGACCUGCCCACUCUCGAGCGAAUCGGUCACCGUGAUAUUCCACGCUGGUACCGCGAGAAGUAUGCUUUAGGCAGUCUCCUUGUCGCCGGAGGAAAGAAUGGACCAAGUUUUGGAGUGGCCGAUCCCAACGCGACACAGCGGAAUUGGCGUGUCAGCGAUGAUGCGAAACGUAUGAUUUGCCACGGACUUGGGGUAUCUUCCGCCGGUCGUGGUGGAGCUCACAACUACAGAUACCGCAACAAGAACCACGCCUGUGCCAAAGACAGAAUCCCCGAAACGGAAAAGAAGACGGCUCCUACGUCGAAGGAAGACGAUAAGGAGAAAGAGCGGAGGAAAGAAGCUAUUGCCCUGAAACUGAACGAGAUUGAGGAGAAAGAGCGCAAGGCUCUCGCGGCCAAGUACAAAGUCCUCAGACCCGAUCAUCGUUCCAUCUUCGAUCACGAUCUGGACAGCGAGACAUUCAGCAACGGUGAAGCACCUAACGAUUUAAUGGCUCAGAUUCGUGCAAAGGAGCAGGCUGGAUGGGAAGAGGAAAAAGCAAAGGCACUGGCGGCCACUCUCGAUACCAGCGGAGAAAGCAGCAUAACAUCUGCCAAGCAAGCAGACUUGGGCAAAGGCAUGAGAGGUGGCAGACGCCGAGGAGGCGGCAGACGGAGAAGAACUUGA
Exophiala dermatitidis NIH/UT8656 is the source of this 1317-nucleotide messenger RNA. RefSeq lists its product as uncharacterized. The record is from RefSeq and is a predicted model, not a curated record. Gene Ontology annotation, molecular function: metal ion binding. Bases 1 to 1317 code for a protein of 438 amino acids. The transcript has a single exon. NCBI's taxonomy places the organism in Eukaryota, Fungi, Ascomycota, Eurotiomycetes, Chaetothyriales, Herpotrichiellaceae.